GACAAGGAUAUGAUAUGAACUUAAAUGCAUCCCGUCGCUCUCAUUAAAAUAAGAUAAAUUUGCACGGAAAAUAGAUAUUAUGAGAAGAAAUCUUUGAUCGAUAAGAAGGUUUUUAGGUUAGUGUGAAAAAAAAAAAAAAAGCUUUCCUGACUCUGAUUUUCUGUGAAUCCCUCUGCUGUGAAACCCUAGAUUGAAUUUGAGAAACGAUGAACGACGCAGAUGUCUCCAAGCAGAUCCAACAGAUGGUCAGAUUCAUCCGGCAGGAAGCCGAGGAGAAAGCCAACGAGAUCUCUGUCUCCUCCGAGGAGGAAUUUAACAUUGAGAAGUUGCAAUUAGUUGAAGCUGAAAAGCGAAAGAUUAGGCAAGAAUAUGAGCGCAAAUCAAAACAGGUGGAAGUUCGUAAAAAAAUUGAAUACUCAAUGCAGCUGAAUGCUUCUCGUAUUAAAGUUCUUCAAGCACAAGAUGAUGUCGUGAAUUCCAUGAAGGAGUCUGCCAGCAAGGACCUUCUGCGUGUUUCAGAUGACAAAAAGACAUACAGCAAACUUCUCAAGGGUUUGAUUGUUCAAAGUCUGUUACGUCUGAAAGAGCCAUCAGUAUUGUUGCGGUGUAGAGAGAUGGACCGCAAGCUUGUUGAAUCUGUUGUAGAUGAAGCAAAGCAACAGUAUGCAGAGAUAGCCAAAGUUCAUACCCCUAACGUGGCAAUUGAUGAUCGUGUAUACCUUCCACCACCUCCUACUAAUGCGAAUUCACAUGGUCCCUCCUGCUCUGGAGGAGUAGUGUUGGCUUCACAAGAUGGGAAGAUAGUCUGCGAAAAUACACUAGAUGCAAGGUUGGAUGUUGUUUUCCGUCAGAAACUGCCUGAGAUACGGAAGCAGCUCUUUGGACAGGUUGGUGCCUGAUUGCAUGGAUCAGAUCCCUUUCAACCUGUAAUAAAAUGAUUGCCAUUUUCUUGUCUUUAAUGGAUUGUAGCUUAUUAUCCAAAAAAGGAAAUGGAAAAAAUGCUGGAUCAGAACCUGGAUGGUUGAAGCAUCAGUUUCUUCUUCAACAGUUUCAGUCCAGGAGAGUCCAUGUUGUUUAUGGAAAUUAUGAAUCCUUAUAUUCUCAGCUCUAUAGUUAAUUUAAGCUAUUAU
Molecule: messenger RNA, 1130 nt
Organism: Telopea speciosissima
Lineage: Eukaryota; Viridiplantae; Streptophyta; Magnoliopsida; Proteales; Proteaceae
Product: V-type proton ATPase subunit E-like
Exons: 6
Coding region: 207-899 (230 amino acids)
Biological process (GO): proton transmembrane transport
Cellular component (GO): proton-transporting two-sector ATPase complex, catalytic domain
Molecular function (GO): proton-transporting ATPase activity, rotational mechanism
Source: RefSeq, a predicted model, not a curated record